AGUCUAUAUAAUAUCUGAUCCUUUAGAGACGAAUAAGUAACAAACAAAACAUUGACUUCCUGAGAAUCAUCGUAGCCAUGGCUGCGAAAUCGAGCAGUAACGAUCAACACCCAUCACCUGCUUUUUUAGAAACAGUUGAGGAAAUUAUGAAACUCUACCGAUCACUGCCAGCAGCAAGACCCUCCAUUGAAGAAGCAGAGGCUGCCAUGUCUGUAAUUAAAAGUGUCAACUGCGAGGAGCAGCAAAAGCUUGAGGAAAUUUCGAAGCAAGAGUGUCCUCGAAAUGUUCCCGAUGAACUCUUCUAUGUUCUGAAAGAACUGAGGAGGAAUAUGGUUUUGUUUCAAAGCCAUGAACAGAGGAAGGAAGCUCUUCACUUAAUUGAAGUUGAUAAGAUGUUUCAGACCUUUGAUGGAUUGAUACAAAGAGCUUCUAUUUUAGUUUCUGGAGAUACCCACAAAGACAAAAUGAUUGGUUUUAGUGAUCCACUAGAGAAAGUUGAAACAGAAAGUACUGUUAAAGAGGAGAGUUUGAUUAAUAGAAGAGAAGAUGGAAACUUAGCGAAAUAUGGUUUCCAGGAUUUCGUGAAGAGUUCUUCUACUAAGCCAUCUCUUUUUUCAGGUGAAGGUGAACCUGAAAAAUUUAGUCUAAUGAAGGUGGCAGCUAUCAUAGAAAACUCUGCAAAAACUGAAGAUGUAGUUCUUGAUCUCAAAGGCAAGUUGAUGGAUCAAAUUGAGUGGCUUCCUUUAUCAAUUGGGAAAUUGUCGUUUAUUACUGAGUUGGACUUAUCUGAAAAUCGAAUAAUGGCGCUUCCAACCACCAUUACCAGCCUCAAAGUCUUAACAAAGCUUGAUAUUCACUCAAACCAACUUAUAAACCUUCCUGAUUCAUUUGGGGAGCUAAUGAAUCUUACUGAUCUUGAUGUCCGUGCCAAUAGGUUAAAAUCACUGCCAUCUUCUUUUGGGAACUUGAAAAACCUUCUUAAUCUUGACCUGAGCUCAAAUCAAUUCACUCAUUUGCCAGAGGCUCUUGGGGACUUGACUAGCUUGAAGAUAUUGAAUGUAGAAAUAAAUGAACUAGAGGAGAUUCCAUACACAAUUGGAAACUGCUCAUCGCUCGUGGAGCUGAGAUUAGAUUUCAAUAGGCUCAGAGCUCUUCCUGAGGCAAUUGGAAAACUUGGAUGCUUGGAAAUUCUCACUCUGCACUACAACAGGAUCAGAAAGUUGCCAACGACAAUGGGUGAUCUUUCCUAUUUGAGGGAACUUGAUGUUAGCUUCAAUGAACUUGAAUCCAUACCUGAAAACCUGUGUUUUGCUGCAAGUCUAAAGAAAUUGAAAGUGGGCGAGAACUUUGCUGACCUGACCGACUUGCCACGAUCGAUUGGAAAUCUUGAGAUGCUUGAAGAGUUGGAUAUCAGUGAUGAUCAGAUAAGAGUCUUGCCAGAUUCUUUCAGGUUCUUGUCAAAACUGAGAGUAUUUCGUGCUGAUGGAACACCUUUAGAAGUUCCACCAAGACAAGUAGCUAAAUUGGGUGCUCAGGCUUCUGUUCAGUUUAUGGCCGACCUUGUUGCCAAGAGAGAUGUCAAAAUCCGAUCAACAAAGAAGAAGAAAGGUUUCUGGCACAGAGCCUGCUUAAUUUUCUGGCCAUUCAGGAGAAAUUCUCAGUAAUUUUAAUUCAUUGUGGAGCCUCAUGCGCCCAAGUUGAAAUGUCUGUUCCUCGGUAACAACUUGUUCUCUUCAAAGGUGUCUUAAUACCGCAAGAAUUGCAACAUCUAGUUUUUCUUGGUUCAAGUGUGAUUAAAAAACGAUGUUGUGUACAAUUGUUUGCACAUUACCAUCAUCUACUGCAAAGUAGCACUCAACUGUUAUUACUGCAAUAAAAAACGAGUCCCAUUCUGUUGGAGUUAUGGAAAA
Molecule: messenger RNA, 1910 nt
Organism: Ricinus communis (castor bean)
Lineage: Eukaryota; Viridiplantae; Streptophyta; Magnoliopsida; Malpighiales; Euphorbiaceae
Product: plant intracellular Ras-group-related LRR protein 5
Exons: 3
Coding region: 78-1664 (528 amino acids)
Molecular function (GO): protein binding
Source: RefSeq, a predicted model, not a curated record